Messenger RNA from Striga asiatica, 411 nucleotides. The record is from the annotation of a GenBank genome assembly. Lineage: Eukaryota; Viridiplantae; Streptophyta; Magnoliopsida; Lamiales; Orobanchaceae.
AUGACUUUGAAUUAUGUUUUGCUACUAUCUUUGCUUUUAUAUGCCAACCAUUUGCAAGUGCAUUCUUGUUUUUUGCCCACAUUAAGAUACCAUGUUUAUGUUUACAACAAUCUCUCCCCGAACAAAGAGCAAUUACGAGUGCACUGUGCAUCCCAAGACGAUGACCUUGGAUUUCACAAUUUAACAUCAAAUCAAAAUUUUCAUUUCACAUUUUGUGAUAACCGUUUUACUACGUUGUUCUUUUGUCACCUUUGGUGGAAGAACAAAAGUUUCGAGGUUUUCAACACCGAAUGGAAGAAACCCCCUACCCAUCACUCGGCUUAUGUCGCGAAAAAUGACGGUAUUUAUUUGUCGUACAAUGUACCUCCACAGAAGCUCGAGAAGAAGUUCGACUGGGAAUUGAAAAAAUGA